This is a messenger RNA of Dermacentor andersoni, 719 nucleotides long. Lineage: Eukaryota; Metazoa; Arthropoda; Arachnida; Ixodida; Ixodidae. The record is from RefSeq and is a predicted model, not a curated record.
ACGCGUGCAUCAUUUAAAAAUGGACUCCGGCAGCAGUGCGAGCGCGCCGGACAACGUGCGGGAAAUAAAUUUCUCGGAGUUGAUGAAUUUGCUUAUAGGACCGAACAAACGAGUUAAGGAGAACGUUGUGUUUCCCCCAGGGCUAUUUCCACACAAGAUCAAAACGAAGGAUGAAUUGCGCGUGGAAGCCGUCUUUGAAAGCUGCGCCUUCAAGACCGGCAUCAGCUGUGUUCUCGGUGGUGCAUUCGGAGCAGCGCUCGGACUUUUCUCUGCGAGCGUGGACCCAAAUGUCACCGGCGGUGGUGUGGACCCUUCGAAGAUGACAGUGCGGCAGGUUUUCACCGACAUGAAGUCGAAAUCCGUGUCUUACGCCAAGAACUUUGCCAUUGUCGGUGCCAUGUUCGCUGCCAUAGAGUGCACCAUUGAGUCGCAUCGUGCAAAGACAGACUGGAAAAAUGGCACCAUGGCUGGUGCGCUAACUGGAGGACUAAUAGGAUUUAGAGGAAGGUUAUCAGCUGACUGGGUGCCCAUUGACUCUACAUUGUGAUGCCGUCUCCGGCCGUGUGUGCCAGCUUGUGUGUCUGGUCACCAGAGCUAGGCUGCAUCGAGAUUGGGUCAGUCAUCCAGAGAUAGACCAUCUGAAAAGACCAAGUGAUGACAGCUUCCUUUUCUCUGCAAGAGAUUCAAGUUGUCCAUGCAGGAAAUACUCCGUAUCCAUG